Messenger RNA from Salvia miltiorrhiza (redroot sage), 3740 nucleotides. RefSeq names its product probable disease resistance RPP8-like protein 4. Gene Ontology annotation, molecular function: ADP binding. The record is from RefSeq and is a predicted model, not a curated record. Gene Ontology annotation, biological process: defense response to other organism. Bases 325 to 2934 code for a protein of 869 amino acids. The transcript is spliced from 7 exons. Lineage: Eukaryota; Viridiplantae; Streptophyta; Magnoliopsida; Lamiales; Lamiaceae.
AACAUUAAUGCAAGGUUGAUUUUGAAGCAGCUCUCAUAAUUUUCAACAGCUUGAUUGCUCAAUCUUCAUAAUUUCUUGCUACUAUUCUUCCACACAAUUGCCUUCAAAAUCAUCAAUAGAUCGAUAUUUUAGCAUUACAUUAUACACAUCUUUUCAAAUCAUUUACUAAAGUUCUUGAAUGUGGAAUUGAAAGUUUCUGAAAUUGUAUCAAAUCCAGCUGCCGCCGCCGUCGAGAGUUUAGUUUAAGCUUCAUUUUGGAGGAAAAUUGCAGACCUAAGCAAUUUCAUUUCAACAAUAUAUCGUAUCUCAGCUGAUAAUUUGGGUAUGGCGGCUUUUGGUGCGGCGGCUUCUCUCAAGAAUACGAUUCUGCGUAUUCUACAAUCGUCUCGCAUUUCUCUCGUUUCCCACUCUCCACAAAUCUUACAGCCUGCCUCCGACGGGAUGGAUCGAUUGCAGAAAGUUCUGCGAAAAUUGGACGAGACCAGCUGCAGCAAGAUCAGGACGGAGGUGAAUGCUUUGGAUGAACUCAUCAAAGAGGCAGUUUGGGAAUUCGAAGAUUUACUCGAAUCCCAUGUCUUACCUGAGAUUCUUCCACAACUCCAAAGCGAGAGAAGCAACUUGUCAUUCUCUGUAGAUUUGCAGAGUCUGCAACACCAUGUUGAUUGUUUCGUCGAGAUGGUGAAGAUGAUGGAGGAGGAGUACAUCAUUGAAAUGGAGAAUAUGGCUGAAGAAGAAGGCGAGCCUAUUUCCUCAAGAAUCGAUUUUGGUGGAAUCAAGUCAAAUAUGGUUGGAAGAUCUUAUGCAUUUCAAGACGCUAGAGAUAAUCUUCUUGAAGAUAAACACUAUUCGAUUAUUGGGAUGGCGGGCGUUGGAAAGACAACUCUUGCUAAACAUAUUUUUGAAGAUCCAUCAAUUCGGAGCCAUUUUGAGUUUCGAGCAUGGGUCAAAGUGGGCAGAAAAUGCGAGCCCAAUGAACUAUUACGCUGUGUUCUAGCUCAAGUGGAUCCUAACGCUUACCGAAUGCUUGCCCAAGGAGAUGAUGACGAUGAGGAAGUAGUUGAACUAUUGAAAGAAAAAUUGCAGGAUAAGAAAUGCCUCAUCGUGUUGGAUGAUGUUUGGGAGGAACAAGCAGUAGAUCGCUUGAUAAAUUGCUUGCUAGAAAAGAAUACUCUUGGAGGGAUUCAGUUCUUACUUACAAGUAGACAACGUAUAACAUACAAGCAGCAUGGGGGCAUGAGAUUGAGAUUGUUGAAUGAAGAAGAUAGUAAGAAUCUACUUGGUGAGAAGGUGUUUGGUGUGAAGGUGUUUAGUGAAGACGGUUUCCCUCCUCAACUUGAGAAACUGGGAGAGAAGAUUGCAUUGAAAUGUGAAGGUCUUCCUCUUAUCAUAGUCACAGUUGCAGAGCUCCUAUCAAAAGCCGACAAGACCCCAGAAUACUGGACUGAGGUAGCCUACAAACAACACAACUCACUUUUCAAGGAUGCAUAUAAUCAAAUAUCAGAGGUACUUUUCCCAAGUUAUGACUACUUACCCCAACAUUUAAAAAUGUUCUUCCUCUAUAUGGGAGCUUUCCCUCCAUAUAUCAAUCAUACUCCAUCCGGUAUCAAUUAUCUGUUGAGUGCUGAGGGCUUUCUUGAACUGAAUGUUGAAAAGGGUUUUGAAGGUUUCUGGGAAAAGCUUUCUAAGUCGUAUCAUCUUGUUCUCGACACAGAAAAUUCUUGGUAUUUGGAUAGGCAGUAUCGCGUGCAUUCUUGUUGGCAGCACUUAUGUAAGGUAGAAGCUAGUAGGAUCAAGUUUCUACAUGUCUUACGAGGUUGUGAUGAUGUAAUAAAAGACCAACGUCGCUUGUGUGCCCAUUACAAUAGUUUAUUUGGCUUCAAACAAGUGUAUGAUUCGAUAAAAAGUGAUUGUGCAUCCACUGUCCGUUCUCUCCUUUGUGUUGGUCCUUAUCACCCAUAUCCAAUCCCAAUACUUGCCAUGGGUUUCAAGUUGCUCAGGGUACUAUAUGCUCUUGGAGUUCGAUUUUACCAUAUCCCAAUUGAAAUUUUGAAACUUGUUUGUCUGCGGUACCUUUCCCUAAAAUGCAACGGGGAGCUCCCUCCUUCCAUAUCCAACCUUUUUCACCUUCAAUUCUUGAUUAUCCAUCCACAUAUGUUCAUUAAAAAGCGUGGAGUUCAGUCUUAUAUGCCUGUGCAAAUUUGGGACAUGCAAGAACUAGAGCGUAUUAGUGUUUGGAGAAGGGACCUACCAACCCCUAAUACUGAUGAUGGUACCUUGAACAAACUCACCUCACUUAUUGGUGUGAGUGCAAAGAGUUGUACAAUGGAAGUUCUCAAAAGAAUUCCUAAUUUAAAGGAAUUAGGAAUUCAAGUGGAGUUGAAGCCUUAUGAUGAUGAUGAUGAUGAUGAAAGAAACCCAUCGAGUUGCUUGGGUUAUAUCUCACAACUCCAGAAUUUGGAGACACUUAAAUAUCGGGUUUAUAAUCCUGAGAUAAAGUAUGAGUGUAAUACGAUUCCUCUUUCAAUGUUUCCAUCAAGUCUCAAGGUGUUAUAUUUGUCUGGGUUAGGGGGGUAUCCUUGGAAUUAUAUGAAUGACAUUGGUUCGCUGUUGCCAAAUCUCGAGAUUCUCAUUUUAUAUUGCUAUGCAUUUCAAGGCCCAGAGUGGGACAUAACACCGGGGAAUUUUUUGAAACUUAUUGAACUUCAAAUUGAAGACACCGAUUUGGUGCGAUGGAGACCUCAACGUGGAAGCUUCCCGGAGCUUCGUAGACUAAGCAUGCAGCAUUGCUACAAAUUACAACAGCUCGAUUGGCCGUAUGAUCACUCUUGGAUAGAGAUCAUUGAUUUACUCGAGUGCAAUCCUUUAGCUGUAGCUUGUGCCACGGAAUUAAAAAACAAGUUUUCCUUUAAACUUAAUGUUAGAUGUUCUUUUUGAGGUCAAGUGGCUCUGCGACUUGCCAAACAGGCAAAUGAAAGAGACGAUCGAGAGUUGCUUCCCCUGCCGCAGGUGAGUUUCUGCUGUCUGUAGAUUACUAGUAACUUGUUUAACAAACGUCGAGGCCUUUGUAUUACGAGCUGCUGUUUUUGAAGAUCUCUUCGCAAGAUUCUUAAGGAGUUCACUUGUUCAAGGCGCCAUAAGGUAUGAAUCGCCUUAUUGGCGAGGAAUUGCAGCUAGACGGAUCCAACUCGCGUGGAGAUGCAGAAAGAAGCAAACGAAUCGAGCUGAGUCAAGUCGAGUAGAUUCCUCAAACUCACCGUCAUCUCGGACUAGAAGCAGACGCAGAUAGACUUGUUGGAGUAACGGAUUCUAGCCAACUGAAAGGAUCUUCGAUGCACGAUCUCCUUCCUCGUUCGAUAGCGUGUUCGUGCUCGUACGUAAGAUGAGGCAAAUGAAAGAGCUGAUCGGAGGAUUUUGUCGAUGAUUGUGAAAACUUGAGUGCUGAAUUGUGUUUGUAAUUAACCAGAACUGUUUGAAAGUUGGAUUAGUGUGAAAACAUUAGUCCCUUUCUGAAGGAUUAGUGAAGGGUAGCUUAUGUUGCUUCUGAAUGGAGAGUUGCUUCCCUUGCCGCAGAUUAUUAUAUUAUGUAUAAUGCAUAACCUAUAAAUGAAUCGAGUAACUGAAAGUAUUGGGCUCGUUAGCUUGCAAACACGUUCGUGUAUAGCAUUGUGAGCAUCAUAUAUUUGGUGACGAGCUCGGUUGCAAGGGCACAUCAUAUAUCGCUACUCGUUGCCUUCUUCGCG